Molecule: messenger RNA, 2302 nt
Organism: Sphaeramia orbicularis (orbiculate cardinalfish)
Lineage: Eukaryota; Metazoa; Chordata; Actinopteri; Kurtiformes; Apogonidae
Product: cholesterol 24-hydroxylase-like
Exons: 15
Coding region: 68-1591 (507 amino acids)
Biological process (GO): cholesterol catabolic process
Molecular function (GO): heme binding; iron ion binding; cholesterol 24-hydroxylase activity
Source: RefSeq, a predicted model, not a curated record
CAGUCCUGUUAUCAACACUUUCUCCUCAACUUGUUAACUAUAGUCUCUCGGUUCUCCACGCGCCACGAUGACAUUAUGGCAUUUACUGUUAAACUGGGCAUCGACACUACUGCUGUUGAUGUUGUCUUUGUUGUUCGUGGCGUUUCUCGGAUUCUGUGCGUACAUUAAAUACAAGCAUAUGAAGUAUGACCACAUCCCUGGACCACCGAGGGACAGUUUUUUCUUUGGACAUUCACCAACAUUUUUGAAGAUAAUGAAAGGUGAUGGAAUAGUGCACGAGAAAUUCCUUGAGUGGUCUGAGACUUAUGGGCCCGUGUACAGGAUUAAUCUUCUACAUUACGUUUUACUAGGCAUUUCCUGUCCAGAUGCAACCAAGGAAAUCUUAAUGUCCUCAAAGUACACCAAAGAUGAAUUUGUCGCCAACAGACUCUUUAACCUGUUUGGUCAAAGGUUCUUAGGUAAUGGUCUGUUAACAGCACGGGACCAUGAGCAGUGGUAUAAACAGCGGCGGAUCAUGGACCCAGCCUUCAGCAGCUUGUACCUGAGAGGUCUGAUGGGCACCUUCAAUGAGAGGGCUGAGAAACUGAUGGAAAAACUGUCAGAUGAAGCUGAUAAUAAAGGAAAUGUUAAGAUGCUCCCACUAGUCAACUGUGUUACCCUGGAUGUCAUCGCCAAGGUUGCGUUUGGUGUUGAUUUGGACCUGCUGAACACCUCUUCACCUUUCCCUAAAGCCAUCGAGACAUGUCUGAAAGGAAUGGUGUACUCUGUCCGAGAUGUGUUUUUUCAGUUCAAUCUAAAGAACAGACCGUUCAUUAAAGACGUGAGGGAGGCAUGCCAUCUGUUACGUAGAACUGGAGCUCAGUGGAUUCAUGACAGAAAGACCGCCAUCCAAAACGGAGAUGAUGUUCCCAAGGACAUCCUCACACAAAUCAUCAAAACAGCAGGAAAAGAAGAAAACAUGACUAAAGAAGAUGAAGAGUUUAUGCUGGACAACUUUGUGACAUUCUUCAUUGCUGGUCAGGAAACAACAGCUAAUCUAAUUGCUUUUUGCAUUAUGUCUCUGGGAAGACAUCCUGAUAUAUUGGAGAGAGUGAAGAAAGAGGUGGAUGAUGUCAUUGGAAUGAAAAAGGACCUUAGUUAUGACGAUCUGGGAAAACUGACCUACCUCACACAGGUGCUGAAAGAGACUCUGAGGAUUUACCCAACGGCUCCAGGUACAUCGCGAGAUAUAAUUAAAGACAUGAUCAUUAACGGUAUCCGCAUACCUGGAGGAUGUAUCGCUUUUUUUAGCUCCUAUGCAUCUGGAAGGAUGGACAAAUUCUUCAAGGACCCACUGACAUUUGACCCAGAGAGAUUUCACCCAGAUGCACCGAAGCCUUAUUACUGCUACUACCCCUUCGCCCUUGGUCCACGUGCAUGCCUGGGAAAAAACUUUGCUCAGAUGGAGGCUAAAGUGGUGAUGGCCAAACUGCUACAGAGGUUUGAUUUCACCCUCAUCCCAGGACAGACCUUUGACCUCGUGGACACUGGAACACUCAGGCCAAAGAGUGGAGUGUUGUGCUCUAUCAGACACAGGAAACACAGCCAGUAAAUGUUCAUACACCACCAUGCACUGAACCUCUAUAGGUUUAGAAAAAGAGUGUCUAAAAACAGGAUAGAAACACUAAAUGUGAGGAAAAAGGUCUUCAAAACAAGUGAAAUACCUUUCCAUGCAACAAGAUAAUUUCACUUGACAAGUUUUUCAGUUGAAUUAAGAUUGUUAAAUCUAGAAAUAAACAUGUCUACAGAUGUAUGAACACUUCAAAUAAGAAACUGACUCUUAAAACAUGAUAAAUGAGCUAACACUUCUAAAUCUAAGUUGUUUUUGUUUUUUUCUUCGUAAGAAUCAAAUAAUUUUCAGUGUACUGCUUUAGCCUACAAGCCUUUAGCCUUUACAUUUUAGGUAAAUGUUGAUGGGGUAUAACUAAUUGCAAGUGAUGGGAAUAGAUAAUUGAAUUACAGAUUAUACAAAAGUCAGUUACUGUUACAGAUGAUGAAAUCACAGCUAUGAAUCAAAAUGUCAGUGAUUCCGAAGGAGUGAUGUCCAAAUCUAUUAUUUUGAGGGAAAAGGCAUAGAUGUAGGAUAUAAGAGCUGAAUAUGUUCUGUCUGAAAAAAGAAAAGGGCUGUACCAUUAAUGCACUGUUUUAGUUUGUCAGUGUUUGUUUGCUUGUUUUUUGAAAAUAUAUUUUGCAGCUUUACUGGUUAAAAAGUAAUGAAAUAUAAUUAAUUAAAUUACUAUGACAAAGUAAUUAAUAUUUUACA